Aphidius gifuensis is the source of this 1308-nucleotide messenger RNA. RefSeq names its product toll-interacting protein A-like. Gene Ontology annotation, molecular function: ubiquitin binding; ubiquitin conjugating enzyme binding. The coding region runs from base 150 to 1010 and encodes 286 amino acids. Gene Ontology annotation, biological process: ubiquitin-dependent protein catabolic process. The transcript is spliced from 4 exons. Gene Ontology annotation, cellular component: cytoplasm. Lineage: Eukaryota; Metazoa; Arthropoda; Insecta; Hymenoptera; Braconidae. The record is from RefSeq and is a predicted model, not a curated record.
UUAGAAACGCAUCGUUAGGCAUGACGACAAUCUUGUUUUACCUGUAUGCGUUUGACAUUUAUUAAAUUACUGCAAAACUGCGUGUUAAAUUUAUCAAUAAGAAAAAAUAAUUUAAUAUUGAUUAUUUAACAAUUAAUUAAGUUAUAAAUAUGGAGUAUUCCACCAAAUUGGAACAACACGAAGCAUGGAAAAAAAGAGCAUAUUUAGGGCCUCUUCCAUUGAGUUUUCUACGACUUGAUGGAGGCUUGACACAUCAACAACAACAACUUGAUGUUGAUCAACAAGCAGCACUUGCAUUACAACAAAUGCAUGCUGCACCACAAACUGUUGAUCCAAGAAUGGGUCGUCUAAAUAUCACCAUAGUACAGGCAAAAUUAAUGAAAAAUUAUGGAAUGACAAGAAUGGAUCCAUAUGUACGUAUAAGAAUUGGUCAUGCAACAUAUGAAACUCAAACAGCAACAAAUGGUGGUAAAAAUCCUCAUUGGAAUAAAGUUAUACAGUGUUGGAUACCACUUGGAGUUGAUCAAAUAUACGUUGAAAUAUAUGACGAAUGUUCAAUAACAAUAGACAGUUUAAUUGCCUGGGGACAUAUUAAAAUACCACCUCAAGUUAUAAAACAUGGUGCAACCCAUGAAGACUGGUAUCAACUGAGUGGUAAACAGGGUGAUAAUGCAGAGGGUGCUAUUAAUAUGGUACUGAGUUAUACAACAGAAUGUCGACCAUACAUGCCAACAGCUGCACCUGUAUUAAUGGUACCAUCAUCAACAUCUUCAAAUGUUGUAUUUGGUAUGCCUGGUAUUUCAAGACUUGGUAAUGUUUAUACUGCUCCACAAUUACCUCCAGCUCAACCAAUUGCCAUUCCAAGUUCUUUGCCACAUGCUGAAGCUGAACUUCAACAGAUUGCAGAAAUGUUUCCAAACAUUGAUAAAGAAGUCAUUAAAUCAGUAUACGAUGCAAAUGGUGGAAAAAAAGAUUCAACAAUAAAUUCACUUUUAUUAAUGGUUGAAUAAAUUAAUAAUCAAUCUGGGCCAUAAUUUUUUUUUCAAUAAAAAAAUUAAUAUUUGUAUUUUAUGGUAAAUCAAAAGAGAACUAAAUACUUUUAAUUAUAUUGUAUUUAAACCUUUAAUAUACGUAUUAUUGUAAAAAAAAAAAAAACAUUAAAAUAUUUUCAUGAAAAGAUUUUUAAUUUUUAAAAAUCCAUAAAUAUAGAUAAAUAUAUAACAUUGUUGAUAAUUUUAUUUAAAACAUUAAUUGACAUUAAAACAAGAAAAAAAAAAUUGUAAAAUUACGAAAUUGUGAAGAUGUAAA